Messenger RNA from Coregonus clupeaformis (lake whitefish), 2485 nucleotides. It is a transcript of the gene slc10a7, whose product is annotated as solute carrier family 10 member 7. Bases 139 to 1152 code for a protein of 337 amino acids. NCBI's taxonomy places the organism in Eukaryota, Metazoa, Chordata, Actinopteri, Salmoniformes, Salmonidae. The transcript has 13 exons. Gene Ontology annotation, cellular component: plasma membrane. The record is from RefSeq and is a predicted model, not a curated record.
ACUAGUACGGAUAUUAAAUCGUGUGUUGCUAUCCUUCUUCAAAACUAUACCUGACAGAGCUUCAAUCGGUACCAGGUCUUGUCCGGACGGGACAGAGAAGUUAGGUUCGGCCGGGGAGGCCGUGUAGGGGCUGGUAAUAUGGGCCUGUUGGCUAGGAUAAGGAAAGAAUGGUUUAUUAUCGGCAUAGUGGCAGUAAUCGUAUCGGCGAAACUACAGCCUGCAUUUGGAGUGAAAGGAGGUCCACUGAGGCCAGAGUUCACGAUCACCUAUGUGGCGGUGUCAACCAUUUUCUUCAACAGUGGCCUGUCAUUAAAAACAGAGGAGUUGACCAGUGCCCUCCUCCAUGUGAAGCUGCAUCUGUUUGUCCAGUCCUUCACCCUGGUCUUCUUCCCUGUUGCCAUGUGGCUCUGUAUCAAACUACUGGCUCUUACCUCCAUCAACACUUGGCUGCUUCGAGGGUUACAGACGGUGGGAUGUAUGCCCCCUCCUGUCUCCUCUGCUGUCAUACUCACCAAAGCUGUAGGCGGGAACGAGGCUGCUGCCAUCUUCAACUCAGCCUUCGGAAGCUUCCUGGGAAUAAUAGUGACGCCGCUGCUGUUACUGCUGUUCCUGGGCUCGUCAUCCUCCGUUCCUUUCUCCUCAAUCUUCUCUCAGCUCUUCAUGACUGUGGUCGUACCUCUCAUCCUAGGACAGGUGUCCCGGAGGUUCUUGAGGGACUGGUUAGAGAGGAGGAAGCCUCCGUUUGGAGUCAUCAGUUCUGUGGUGCUCCUGAUGAUCAUCUACACAACCUUCUGUGAGACCUUCUCUAACCCUGAUGUUGAACUGGACCACCUCAGCCUACUGCUUAUCACCUUCAUCAUAUUCUGCAUCCAGCUGAGCUUCAUGCUGUUGACGUUUGUCUUCUCCACACGGAAACAGUCUGGUUUUACUCCAGCUGACACAGUAGCUAUUAUGUUCUGUGCUACACACAAAUCACUCACCCUGGGUAUCCCAAUGUUAAAGAUAGUGUUUGAGGGGUAUGAGCAUCUCUCUCUGAUCUCCGUCCCCCUCCUCAUCUAUCACCCAGCUCAGAUCCUACUGGGUUCAAUACUGGUCCCAACCAUCAGGGGCUGGAUGAACGGCAGACAGAAGCCUAGUCUUUUAUUGCAUUGAUACCUCCAGUACUCUACCUGUCCGGUCUGUGGAGUGAAGCUGACCGACCUGCAGCCCAUCUGAAGUGGACUCGGUGUCCAAUUCCCUACACUUCUCCCCAAAGUGUGCACUCAUUCACUCCCCCUCAUGGGGAGUAUCAUUUAUACUGUGACAGAAGGGACUACUUUCUUCCUCCUACGUAUCUCUCUGGCGGAGGGAUACAUACAGAAUCAAAAGUGCCUUAUCACAACCACCUGAGACCUCGGGCAAGACUCGCAACAAGUAGUCCUGCGCCUAACUGUUGUGAUGGGUUACUAUGGCACAACUUGUAUGAUGAUUCCAUGGUUUACUUUUAUACGAACAUAGAAGUCACUAUUUUUUGUAUCCCCAUGAAGAUGUUGUCAACUUCCUGUGAGACAAGAAGUACCACUGAUCAUCACAGGAAGUGGAUUCUGAGACGGCACCACCUGCCAUGGGCGGACAGACUGGCUGGGACUUUGUCCUCUUUCUAACUCUUUUUCUGGGGAUGUUACGUCAUAAGACUCUUUCUGACAAUCGGUGUUUAUAUGGUGUUGGACAACACUAGUUUACUGACUGUUUCUUACGCUUGUUUAGGCUUUUUGGGGGGGGAUUUUAAAAAAACGUUAUUACCGUAGUUAAAGGACAGAGAUCUGGUGACGUCUCCCUGUCUGUAUUCUGGGGGAUGAAAACGUGAAGUGUCUCCGAUUUGGCACCCUAUUUACUCUGUAGUGCACUACUUUUGACCAGGGCCCGGCCAUAGCGCUCUGGUCAAAAGUAGUGCACUGCGUAGAGAAUAUGGUGCAAUUUCAGACACAGACGAAAAAUCUACACGUCUCUGAUCAUGGACCAGUUGGUCUGCGUUCAGCAGAUAGAAAUAUCAUAAAUAUAGCUGCCGUGAUUCCUUAUUGUACAGGUCAGAGGCACUUCUGUUCUACAUUCUAUAUUUCUAUCUGAACAGUGAACAUCGUAAACUCGACAGGAAUGCGUCUCAAAUGGCACCCUGUUCCCUACAUAGGUCACUACUUUUGACCAGAGCCCAUAGAGCUCGACACAGGGAAUUAGGGUGACAUUUGGGACGCGGUCGGUGCCUUGGCCUUAACGUCAGUAGUACAUACUAACAGAUUGAUUAUUAUUUGAUCGUUUUCUGAUUAUGACAAUGAGGACCAACGGCAACGUGUCCCACAUGGCGCGUCCUUUUCCCUAUGUGGCGUAGGGUGCAGCCUCUCUCAUUACUGAAAAGAUAGGCCCAAACUGAAAGGGUGUUUUAGGACAGGUGCCGGGAGGGGGGGGUGUUCUCUUCUCUUGUAUGAAUAAAAAGCUGUGAUAAACACUG